AUGUGCCCUCUCCAGCUCCUGUUCCAGGCCAGCCCUGCCGCCCUGCUCCUGCUUCUGUGCCUGCAGCUGGGGAUCAGCACAGCCCAGGAAGACACUCGGAAGGCGCUGAUAGUCAACAUGGAGAUGCCGAAGACGGCACGGGCAGGUGAAGUGGUCUCCUUGAAACUUAAAGUCCAAACAGAACUGAGAGAAUGCAUGGUGAUUAAAGCUUACAUAUUGACCAGCAAGCCAAUGAAGGGUCCCUUCAACUAUACAUACACUGCCUGUCUCUGUGAAGAUUACCCAAGAACAUUCUUCUGGGACAUCCAGACCAACAGUACCCUACUCGUUGCAGCAGGGGUUGGUAUUACUCAGGAAAAAAAUAUCUGCCCUAACGAUGAUGCAGUGAUACCUAUCAAAGGAGGUCAGGUCUCUAAAAUCAGUACCCUGUUCAUAAAAUACAACAUAAUGUCAGUGGCUAUCAGCACUGUGGAGAAAGACCCAAAUGAAUAUUCGGUAACAUUGACAGUCACAAACAAUAUGGAUAAACCCAUGGUGGUAAGUGAAGAAUUUGGUGGCAGCACUGAAAUUGUAGGGACUGCUGAAGUUGUGUCAGAUGAAAAUAUAUGCCCUCCUGGUGAGGAACAGUACGCUGCAGUCGGCUAUCAAGUGUCUACUGCUCUCAGUAUCUAUUAA
This is a messenger RNA of Octodon degus (degu), 675 nucleotides long. RefSeq names its product prolactin-inducible protein homolog. Gene Ontology annotation, cellular component: extracellular region. The record is from RefSeq and is a predicted model, not a curated record. Gene Ontology annotation, biological process: proteolysis; regulation of immune system process. The coding region runs from base 1 to 675 and encodes 224 amino acids. Lineage: Eukaryota; Metazoa; Chordata; Mammalia; Rodentia; Octodontidae. Gene Ontology annotation, molecular function: aspartic-type endopeptidase activity. The transcript is spliced from 6 exons.